Arachis duranensis is the source of this 306-nucleotide messenger RNA. RefSeq lists its product as uncharacterized. Lineage: Eukaryota; Viridiplantae; Streptophyta; Magnoliopsida; Fabales; Fabaceae. The record is from RefSeq and is a predicted model, not a curated record. The transcript has a single exon. Gene Ontology annotation, molecular function: nucleic acid binding. Bases 1 to 306 code for a protein of 101 amino acids.
AUGAAUGGCCAAGUUAAGGCCGCGAAUAAGGUCAUCCUGCUAGGCCUCAAAAAGCGGCUUGAUAAGAAGAAGGGAGCAUGGGCUGACGAGCUCGCCUCAGUCCUCUGGUACUACUGCACAACCCAGAAAUCGUCUACUGUUGAGACCCUAUUUCGCCUAACAUACGGGGUAGAUGCUAUGAUACCUGUAGAAGUCGGCGAACCGAGCCCACGGUUACUCUUGGGAGGAGUGGAAGAAGCUGUGGAAAAAGACCUAGUAGACGAGGCAAGAGAGAUGGUCCAUUUGUCGGAAGCAGCGCUGAAGUAA